AGUUGUCCCAGUUGGUUUCAGCUCAUCCCCCGAGUCUUGAAGUUGUCUUGAGCAAACACAUUUUUCGGGGAAAAAAAGGGGAAAAAAGAACCCAGUGAUUGUUGGUACCGAACAUUCCUCAGUCCAUAACGAGGUAGUUGUCACUUGAACACCGUUAGAAAAAUCGGGCCAUUAAGACCACCAAAGUGAACAUUUAAAACACGAAAGUUGCAAAUAAUUGGGCGGACCGACGGCGGCCAUUCCUCGGUGUAGUCGAACAGUUCUCACAAUCGCAAUCAGAAACAAGAGACAGCAGCGAACACCCAUUUGAAAUUCCGGACGUCGCGUAGUACGAAAAAAAGCGCAGAGAAGCGAGAGAAAGAGAGCGCGCAAUGAGGCUCUUUUGGCAGAUCAUCGUCCUGUCAGCUGUUCUUCUCGAGGCCGGUAAAGAACGCGCCUUGGCCGCUUCCAAUGCGGCUGUCAACGACAAUGGCACGCCGGGCCGUCAAGCGUCGCUCUCGGCCACCACCACCAAAACAGUCUACGGUUUCUUGGACUUUACGACUAUCGUCAGCGACACGAUGAUGAUUUUCAAGCCAAGUAAAGCUGCAGGUAACAAGGCGAGGAACGCUUUUGGAUCUCACCGAACGGCGUCCGUCCUGUUAAACAAGUCGAACAAACCAGCUGCCAUUGGCAAUCGAGCGAAACUCGAGGCCAGUCAGCCAGUUCUGGAAUCGUCGGCAACUGUCCAGCUGACGGAAGAAACGCGGCCGGAUCAACCGCACGCCAGGAGCGGAUCGGUUCAAGGUGGUGGACGGUUUAAGCCGAGCAGACCACGUACGUCUACUCCAUCGGAAGUGCACAUCGAAGGCAGUCUGAUCAACUUCGAAGAAGCCAGCACCCAAGCGACGCCUCGCAGCAAGACGUCGUUGACGGAACGUUUGAAAAUUCCGCGUCGGCAGACGACUGUGGAAGCCAAAGCACCCGACUCCGUUGUGCCAUUGUAUUCCGUUAUCAAAAGCCACGUCGAUGUCAGUUCCAGAGUCGACAUCCACAUCGGCGGAUUGCCCAAGGUGAGUGGAUCUUCGGUCGGGAGCAGAUUCUUACCCAAACAGGUAGAAGUCAGGAUGGAGAUGAACAUGUCGCCGCCGGCUAAGCGAUCUUCUUCAGUAGCUAGCGUAUUGCCACCCGGCCAGAGUUUGGUUUCGAAAACGGUCGGCACGCGCAUCCAGAACGGCCUUACCACCAUUCACGAAACGUCCGUCAUCGGGACGACUAUUGACGGCCAGUACGCGCAUUUCGUUCAGAGCACAUCGACCGUGUUCCAAGAAACGGCGGCCACCGCUAGCGCCUUCGCUCCCGGCCGCUCGGGUAGCGUGGAAGUUGUCACCGAUAACGUGGUGACAGUAUCUGUUGCUAAACCGAAGAACAACAAACACGCCAGCAGUGGGAACAGCCAAUCUAAGCCUUCGACAGAUGCCGACGAUUUGGCCCAUUUCGCAUCGCUUCCAUCGCUCGAAUCGCUCUUUAAAUCUGUCAGCACUCCUGCCCCGACAAAGGUGGAGGAAGAGCUCUCCAAAGAGGAGGAAGCAGAGGAAGCCAAAAAGAAGACCCCGGAGGUAAUUGUUCAAGAAGAUUCAGCAUCGGUUGUUAUCCAUAAAUCGUCCCCACCAUCGGUGCCCAAACCAUCCACGUCGCCGAGCGGGAAUUUAGAAAGACGGGCGGGAUUGGCGUCUUCUUCGAGGGUUCGCGACACUACCCCACGUCCGCAACGUCCGGAUGAGCAGCGCUGGCGCUACAGUCCCACACCUAAACCUAAAGUGAGCAUCCAGAGGACGUCGAAUGCAUCCGGAUCUCGCUUCCGAGAACGCGUGACCAAUCAGAACAAUCAGCCGUCACGAGAUAGCGAAUUUGAAGAUCAUUCCGGUUCGAACAAUAAUUACCAAGAGCCGGAAUCACCCGAUCCGACGGAAGUGAUCACCCUGCGCGUUCAGAGCGUGACCCCGGAAGGCUACAGCAAUAUCUAUUACGAGAUUGCCACUGUUAAAUCGCCUUACAUCAUGCGACUCGGGGCCGUCCGCAAUACACGCUACGUGACGCUGACUCGCAGCUACACUCGACUCAUUACACCGACACCACCUCCAGCCGUCCUUGCUACAGUCGAUGAUUCCGAUUACAGUUUGCCUGAUUACGAGCCGGAGGCGUUGCUGGAACCGAGCCAACCCUUGCCGGACCCUGAAAAUAUUUUAGGUACGACCACUCCGUACGAACAAAUCUUGAAAGAGUCGAGCGACACGGCCACUUUGCCGGCCAUUAUCGUCGCCGCCACCGAAGUCGCCGACGAGUACACGUUGCGCACCGUGACGGAAACUUUCAGCACGACGGAACUGACGAUGAAAACCUCCAUUUUGCCUUACUUGAGAGCCGGAACGACGUCGCACAUGACGUUGACUCAAUCCUAUUACAUCACGAGAGUUGUGGUGGCCGUCAAGACGGUCCCGCCCGAAGAUUUGUACCAAUUCAUUCCCAGCAAGACGCUGACGGACAUCAGCACCAACUUGCAAGAGGCCGGCUCCGAGCACAACGUCCGACUCCUGCCGGGCGAACUUGAAUUCAGCGAAAACGACGAGUAUUCCGACCAGGAUGACGACGGCCCUAGGAACGAGAAGCGCGUACCGCCACCGCAAGGCUAUUCAUCCGAUACGGAUCUAUCCAGCAUUGGACAGGAAUUUGAUCUGUCUUCCGUAGACAGGCCUUCACCUCAAGUCGAUUUGGAACCAAGUUUGGUCGAUACGGCGGCUGAAUUCACCACUAGACUUAGCACUCCACCUCUGCCGAAUAGCUUCCAGCAGCUGGAGCCUUCCAUCAAUGGCAACGUGCCGCAGCAAUUGCCGUCCGGACAAGAGACGCCCGUACUAUCUCCCGAGCAAUUGCAACAAUUAGCUUUGUUCCGCUACAUGAAUCCGUACGCAGCUGCUGGUCUGCCGUUCGGCUAUCCAGGACUACCGGGUUACGGGGCGGGCAACGUUGGCGCAGGAACUCAAGUGAUAACCACAAGUAAGCCAGUGGUCAAAACGUUGGACGUCAUCCGGACGGAGACGGUGCCCAUCUGGGACGGCGUCAAGACGAUCUACAGCACCAUCACGAGAACCAAAGGCACGACGGUCGUGACGGAAACGGAAUACGGGACGGCGACCAUCGCUGCGCCCGUCAAUCCACUUUUCCCCGGGCAGCAGUUCACAGUGGUGAGCAGUCCCGUCGUGACGGAAGUGACGACGACCAGCACGGAAUUGCGCAUCUACCGCAUCAUCUUCCGAGCGCAGACGACCUACACCACCGUCACGUCCACCACCGUUUUCCCGACGAUGGUCACCACUUAUGUCUCCAGUACCGUGCCCAUCCAGCCGACCGCUUUCCCCGGCGGAUUGUUUCCCGGAUCCUAUCCGUUCGCCGCAUUCGGUUAAAAACAGAAAAAAAGAAGAGGAAAUAUGAUUUACUGAUAUAAACUUUAAUUGUGCGUUGUCUUUGCAUAUUUCAAUUUAAAGGCAAGCAUAACUUUCUCUCUCUCUUUAGUGUGUGUGUGUGUAUUUGUCUUUUCUCUCUUUUUUUUUUACCAGCCAUCGUCCACCUAAAUGAAUUUUGAUAUAACUCUGGCCCAAAUCUUUUUUUUUACUACGUGAACAUUUUGUGUUGUAUAUAUUUUAAUGUGCCGUCUGUGUUGUGUUUCUUAUCAAAAAAAAGAAAAAUUUUACCCCAUGUUUCCCAGAUAGACACGCCUUUACUCCUCCUUCUCCUCACCACCAAGUAUGACAAAAUUAUCAUUCCAGACUCAUCAUUAUCUCUUCCCUGUCUCUCCUUCUCUACCAACGUCGUCGUUAAUUUCCCACUUUCUCUUCGACUUUUUUCUAUUUAACUUUUUUUUUGUUCUCGGAAAGACAGGGGAUUGAGUUUGAUGGCAAAAAGAAAAAGAGUGGGAGGAAACGCAGCUGACAACGGCUGGAUCUUUCAAUCUGUUGGCAAUCAUUUUUCCACCUUUUUUUCUCUCAUUCCCAACUCUAAAAAUACAGUAUUUUCAAAAGAAACAGCGCGCUGGUCGCCCGCGCCGCCAUUUUAAACUGACCGAAACGUCGGCAAAAAAAAAAAAAAGAAAUAUAAAACUGUUACUAGGUAGUUGACCACUUAGAUGAGCUUUAAAAAAAAAUAAGAAUGGAAAAUUAUUUCUUAGCAUAACUGAUACGAACAAACUUUCUAUUUCCUAUUCUCAUUCUCCCUCCCCUUUUCCCCAUCUGUUUUCUUAUCUCAAAACAUUCGAUUCGCCCCAUUUCUCUGGAUGCAGAGAUGACAUAAUACAACGAAAAAAUCGGUUA
This is a messenger RNA of Daphnia carinata, 4346 nucleotides long. RefSeq lists its product as uncharacterized. Lineage: Eukaryota; Metazoa; Arthropoda; Branchiopoda; Diplostraca; Daphniidae. The transcript has 6 exons. Bases 372 to 3443 code for a protein of 1023 amino acids. The record is from RefSeq and is a predicted model, not a curated record.